AUGUCAUCUGCGCGGUUCGAUUCAUCGGACCGGUCCAGUUGGUAUUUUGGGCCGGUGUCGAGACAGGAGGCCCAGAAUAGAUUACAAGGACAGAGGCAUGGCAUGUUUUUGGUUCGGGAUUCCUCAACCUGCCCUGGCGACUAUGUGCUGUCAGUAUCUGAAAAUUCCAAAGUGUCCCACUAUAUCAUUAACUCCUUGCCAAGCAUGAGGUUCAAAAUCGGGGACCAAGAAUUCGAGCACCUCCCAGCGCUUUUGGAGUUCUACAAAAUCCACUACCUGGAUACGACUACACUGAUAGAACCUGCCCCCAGGUAAGGAACUGCCACAGGCUUGGCCUGCGGCCACAUACCACUCAAAGGAAUGCAGUUAAAAGCUCUUAGUUAGGCCUUAGGUUUUCAAGAUGUUUAGAAUUCCAAUGAUUUGACACAUUUCCUGCUAUGUGAUGGACCUCUCAGAAACAGAUUCUGAGGGUUGUAUCCAUGUAAAUCAUAAACUUUACCAGUCUUCUACUUAUUGAGUAGUGACCGCACGUAAUGGCAGGUUUAACAAUGACUUGCAUAGUUCCUGUCCGGCUAGGGCUACUGUUUUCCGCCAGUUUGAGUUAUUUAUGCGUUUCAUAACAAUUUAAACCUUGACUGGUGUGGUAUGUUCACAAAGGGGGUGUGACACAAAACAGUAGUGACAUUUGGGGAGAGGAAUGUAUAUACUUUGAUCUAGUCCAGCGUUUCCCAAACUCUGGCCUGCAGACCACAAGGGGUGCACGUUUUGGUUUUCGCCCUAACACUACCAGCUGAUUCAAAUAAUCAAAGCUUAAUGAUGAGUUUAUUAUUUUAAUCACCUGUGUAGUGCUAAUGCAAAAGCUAAAAUACUGGGAAAUACUGAUUUAGUCAGAUAUGAUGAUUUCAGUAGUUCAGCAGUAAAACUUUUGUUCAUAUUAUAUUGAAACAGUCGUGUGAUAAUCAAUACUGAACAAAAAUACACUACAUGACCAAAAGUAUGUGGACACCUGCUCGUCGAACAUCUCAUUCCAAAAUCAUGGGUAUUCAUAUGGAGUUGGUCCCUCCUUUGCUGCUAUAACAGCCUCCACUCUUCUGGGAAGGCUUUCCACUAGAUGUUGGAAAAUUGCUGCUGGAACUUGCUUCCAUUCAGCCACGAGCAUUAGUGAGGUCGGGCACUGAUGUUGGGUGAUUAGGCCUGGCUCGCAGUCGGAUUCCAAUUCAUCCCAAAGGUGUUAGAUGGGGUUGAGGUCAGGGCUCUGUGCAGGCCAGUCAAGUUCUUACACACCGAUCUCGACAAACCAUUUCUGUAUGGACCUCGCUUUGUGCACGGGGGCAAUGUUACGCUGAAACAGGAAAUGGCCUUCCCCAAACUAUUGCCACAAAGUUUGGGGAAGGCCAAGCAGGUAGCUUAGUGGGUAAGAGCGUUGUGCCAGUAACCGAAAGGUCGCUGGUUCUAAUCCCUGAGCCGACUAGGUGAAAAAUAUGUCGAUGUGCCCUUAAGCAAGGCACUUAACCCUAAUUGCUCCUGUAAGUCGCUCUGGAUAAGAACGUCUGCUAAAUGACUAAAAUUGAAAGUUGGAAGCACAGAAUUGUCUAGAAUGUAAUUGUAUGCUGUAGCGUUAAGAUUUCCCUUCACUGGAACUAAGGGGCCUAGCCCGAACAGCCCCAGACCAUUAUUCCUCCUCCACCAAACUUUACAGUUGGCACUAUGUAUUCGGAUAGGUAGGGUUCUCCUGGCAUCCACCAAACCCAGAUUCGUCUGUCGGUGAAGCGUGAGUCAUCACUCCAGAGAAGGCGUUUCCACUGCUCCAGAGUCCAAUGGCAGUGAGCUUUACACCACUCCAGCCGACGCUUGGCAUUACGCAUUGUGCGGCUGCUCGGCCAUGGAAACCCAUUUCAUGAAGCUCACGACGAACAGUUCUUGUUCUGACGUUGCUUCCAGAAGCAGUUUGGAACUCGGUAGUGAGUGUUGCAACCGAGCGGUCCUGUUCUGUGAGCUUGUGUGGCCUACCACUUCGCGACUGAGCCGUUGUUGCUCCUAGCGAUUCCACUUUACUAUAAUAGCACUUACAGUUGACCGGGGCAGCUCUAGCAGGGCAGAAAUUUGACGAGCUGACUUGUUGGAAAGGUGGCAUCCUAUGGGACUCCCAAUCAGAGCCAGUUGUGAUACAGCCUGGAAUCGAACCAGGGGGUCUGUAGUGACGCCUCAAGCACUGAGAGGCAGUGCCUUAGACCGCUGCGCUGGCGGCGGGUGAAUGGCACGACAAUGGGCCUCAGGAUCUCGUCACGGUAUCUCUGUGCAUUCAAAUUGCCAUUGAUAAAAUGCAAUUGUGUUCGUUGUCCGUAGCUUAUGUCUGCCCAUACCAUAACCCCACCGCCACAAUGGGGCACUCUGUUCACAACGUUGACAUCAGCAUCUUGGCAAAGGAGAAAUUUGUGCACAUAAUUUGAGAGAAAUUACCUUUUUGUGUGUAUGGAACAUUUCGGGGAUCUUUUAUUUCAGCUCAUGAAACAUUUACAUGUUGUGUUUAUAUUUUUGUUCAGUGUACAUGUUAAUCUGUAUUUUAUGCUCCCCCUCCUCUGGCCCUCUUCCUCCCCAGGUACCCUAACACAGCUAUAGGCACCAGCCCCAUUCAGGCGAUGGGCGGCCCAGAGGACAACCUGGAGUAUGUGCGGACUCUGUACGACUUCACGGGCAGCGAUGCUGAGGACCUGCCCUUUAAGAAGGGGGAGAUCCUGAUCAUCCUGGAGAAGCCUGAGGAGCAGUGGUGGAGUGCCAAGAGCAAGGAGGGCCGCAUGGGCAUGAUCCCUGUGCCCUAUGUGGAGAAGCUGGUGCGACCGUCCCCUCACCCUGGCCAGCCCCCUCACAGCUCCCGCAACUCCAACAGCUAUGGCAUCCCCGAGCCGGCCCAUGCUUACGCUCAGCCUCAGACCCCCUCGCCCCUUCCCCCUGGCACCCCCGGAGUGGUCAACACCCCCCUGCCCUCCAUGCAGAACGGGCCAGUCAUGGCUAAGGCCAUCCAGAAACGAGUGCCCUGUGCCUAUGACAAGACGGCCCUGGCUCUAGAGGUAGGAGUCCCUCACAUUCUGUCCCAGCAUGGUUUUGUGAAGGGAGGCCUCAAGACCUAAAUGCUCCUAGUUGUCCUCUAUGCUCAUAGUUCAGUAGGUUGUGUAAAUUUCAUUAGAUUUAACUUAAGCCUGCAGCCACUCUACGCACAAGAAUAAGCCUGGCUACGCUAGGCCCAAUAAUGGACCAAAGGAACCUAAUGUAGCUCAGUUGGUAGAGCAUGGCGUUUGCAACGCCAGGGUUGUGGGUUCGAUUCCCACGGGGGGCCAGUAUGAAAAUAUAUAUAUAUAUAUAUAUAUAUAUAUAUAUUGUAUGCACUAACUAACUGUAAGUCGCUCUGGAUAAGAGUGUCUGCUAAAUGACUAAAAUCUAAAUGUAAAAUGUAAUGUUACUUAUAGUCCAAGGACCUUACAUGUUCUGUUUAAAGGCAAAUUGCUCUGGAUGCCAAAACAGCCAAAUACUCAAUCUAAACGUGAAUCGAUUCUUAAUUGUGGUAUGGUUCUAGAAACAUAAAUCCCUGUACUUUCAUAUCACAUCAAAAUAGUUUCACGAAUGCAAAAUACACACUAAUUAACCGGUUUAAACACCGUUGCAGCCAACAGUAUUUUUCAGUGACAACACGUUUAUGGCAUCCAUCUUCCAUUUACACACAGGUGUUCUGAGACGCCGAUAGCUAAUUGGCACAGGUAGUCCACUCUGACUCCCGUCUGUUUUACUCAAACAAGCGCUGUAACAUGGAAAUAUGGGAACCCUAACCCUAUAAAGGUGUGUAGUAAUUUAACCUUUUUUUUCUGAUAUGAAAGAUACAUUCCUUAUGUUUCCAAAACCGUACCGCAAGCGAUGCGUGUUAAUGUUUAAAGCAAGCGUCGGGGCUCUUAACAAAACUCCCCACAUCAGAAGAUACUAUCAUCAAUAGGCGCUAAAGCAGUUAGCGUCAAUGAAUGCGGUAAGUCUACACAGGCAGCCCAAUUCUGAUAUUUAUUCCACUAAUUGGUCUUUUGACGAAUCACAUCAGAUCUUUUCACAUCAAAUCUUUUUCAGAGCUGAUCUGAAAAUACCAAUUAGAGAAAAAAAUUCAGAAUUGGGCUGCCUGUGUAAACGCAGCCAUUGUGCCAAAUAUUAUGGAUCAAGUCAUUUAAAGACAGUUGAGAUCACUGAGGUUAUUUUUAAUGAGUGCAUUUUGCAAGUGGCUAGUUUGCAUCAACUACCUUAACUAAAACCACUGCAAAGGUUUUGCCUGCAAACUUUGGUUUUGAAUCGCGACGUUCUGGCAUGUCUGCCUCGUGAUUUUUUUCCCUUAUCAACGUAGGCAGUGACGUAGUUCUUCCAUGCCAAAAGAGUCCAUAAUUGAAACCAGUCACUGUGUUGCCUAGGGUCGGGUUUUCGAGACUAGAGAGCGGGUGUGAGAGAGAGAGAAAUCCUGAGAUUAUUCAUUAAUCAGAGGGGACGUGUUUUGUGCAUCACAUCAGUUUGUUCUCAUCAUGUAUCCACCAGAGCAGACGGCAGCUUAGUGCUUCAGAUUUCCAUCUGUCAGAAAUAGAGUCCGGGGUUGUGUGAAUAACACCACCUCUUUCACAAACUAGAGCAAGGCUGACUAAUGCCUUGGAUUACCAGCCUACCCCAGAAUACAGCCACAUUUUUGUCAGUUAAAAGUGUAGCCUUCACCACCUUGGUUUAAGUCAAAACCAUUAUUAUUCAGCAGCUUCAGAGUCCUAGACCCCCACACUAAAGUAAACCGUCUCUCAUUUAAGCCUUGUUCACAUUGGCAGUUUGAAGUGACUCAAAAAAAAGAAUGCAUAUUUGAUUCGAAUUUGUUCUUUUUCCUGCAGUCUGAACAGCCAAAAAGCACAUUGUUUCAGAUAUUUCAAGCCACAUUUCAAACCACCUUUAGGUGGUUGAAAGUCGGAUACAAAUCUGAUUCCUGGCCAUGUGACUUGUGUCUGAAUGGUCAAAUCUGAUUUAUUUGCCCACAAGUUGUUUUUAGACUGUUAUUUGGCAUAUGUUUUUGCUUGCUAGCUACUCAGUUUUGACUAGAACAUGUGGUAGUUAACUAGCUUGUUAAUUGUUAACAAACAAAUUAGUGAAUGUGCUAGAAAGCUAAACGGCUAGCUAGUUGACUGCUGUGGUUAGUCAAAAAGGACUUGUUUUGAAAGUUGGAUCAUUUUAUCCUUUGAGGCUUUAAAAGUGUUCUUACACUAUGAUUUUGAACAUUCAAAGCAACUGGGAAACGUCCAUGGCUGGCAUUGUUGUCACCUUAGUUUGCUUUCUGAGUGAUGGGAAGCACAGGCACCACCACCAUCAGCCUACAUCACUGCGCACACACCCGUCAUUACUAUGACAACUAGCAUAGCCAUGUCAGCAAAUAACUGCUGUCUGAACACACACAAAUCCUAGUUGGUUACUUGUAACUUGCUGUUUGGUCAGUCAGUAUUCCAAAACGGAUUUGAAAAACAAAGCCGAUUUGAGCAUUAAGGCCUGCAGUGUGAACAAGGCUUCAGUUAGACAUUCUAGUCAUGGUGCAUCUGUGUUUCUACAGCAGGCUUCGGAUGGUUACAAGUCUGUUAGGGACUUCCCCCUGCUGUUGCUGCAAAGUUACACCCACUCUUCAUACACCCACUCUUCAAGCCUGACUAAGCAUUGAGAAGAAGUAGCCCUCUAGAUGUAUUCAUGUGCUCCUUCAUGGUCAUUCACCUACUCACUUAAAAGCUUUGUAGACAUGGACAUGUAGGCCACCUAUUAGUCUAGCAGAGACUUGCCUUUAACCAAGGCUAAUUGCACUGCUAGCAAAAUAUUUCUGACACAUUUUCAUGGAGUUGCUGGUACUCUAUCAAAAGUUGUUCUUAGAAGGUCUGAUUUAUAUGAACUGUCGUGGUGUCCCAGAAGUUUGACCUUUUGACCCACAGAGACUAGAGAGUUCAGCGGCUGAUCCACUGCUUAAAUUAUAGCCCAUUAGAGUCCUCUCUCCUCUGUGACCUGGAAACCGAGAAGUGACCAAGUGGUGGUGGUGUGUCGAUUCGUUAGUAGGCAAAUGAAGAUGGUCCUCCCCUCCUCGAUAGCAUCAUUUUGGCCAGGUGUAUCCUACUGUGGAAAAGGUUUGAUAUCUUCAACACCCCCUUUGAAUCAGCUGUUGUAUUGUCGGAGGAGAAAACCAUGCACACUUUUAAAAACAAUAGAAUGAAUGAAAUUAAUGAAUGAAAUUGUAUUUUUGUGUCAAAUCGCCAGUUGGCAACCCCAUCCCUUAUAGGAUUAAUUGACACAUAAACAAACAUUACAAUAAUUCACUGUGAUAAUUCAGUGAUAAUUCUUCUUCCGGUGUUCUCUGCAAAAGAGUCCAAAAUAAAAAUAACUAAUAAAUAAAAAUCAAUACGUAAUAAAUAAUAAAUAAGGUUAUCCAAACAAUAUUUAUAAAUACAGAAUAAUGAAACAGAAGGCAUUUGAACCCAGGCUGGCUCAAAGAGAAGAUACAUGUGGGAGACAGGCCUACACACAAUCUAUAUACAAUAUGCUACUUAUUGUUUUAUCUAUAAAAUGUCUUGCACAACUAACUUAAUUUGUUUUUAUCACUUGAUACAUUUAUUUUGGGAUCCACCCCUGUAAACGUAAUUUGCCUGAUGAUGCGUGAGUGGAGAAGGAGGGUCUCAUUUCAUACAAGCGGAUUUUCGUCCAUGUUCCCUUUCCUCGCCGCCGCUCCUUGAUUACCUUUGACCUUUUGCAAAAGUAGGUGAGAGAGGGUGGAGGAGAGAGGACACAGGAGGUGAGCAAAUGUAAUUGAGAAAAAGGUGUCGAACUGUGUCAAACUAUUUUAUUUAUUUUGUAUUUUAUUUUUAAAAGUUUAACAACAAUUAUCUCAAUGCGUAAACUGAUUUUUUUUUUCAUAUUCGCAUAUGUUGUAGCUUAGACACUAUUUCACAUAAUCUGAGGUUUUUGUGUUGUGCUUGCCAUCAGUUGAGACAUGACAUGCUCUUGAAUACAGGGUGGGUGUAAUUUCAAUCAUAGAAAUGCAAUUCAUAGAAUGGACGUAUCCCUUCAUACCACUGCAAUUUAGCUGGUACACCAUUUAAGUUUUAACUUCUAAUUACUACCACAAAGAUGGCCGCCGGUCCACCCACCGUCGAAUGUCAACUGAAAUGGUCAUGUCUAUUCUAUUAUCUAUAUUUCUAUGAUGUCAAUAGGUUUCCUAUGGAGGAUUGAUAGUAUAAUUUAAAACAACAGAUAUUCCCAUUCAAGUCAACAUUCUCUGAUGUGUGGGCUCCAACCAUCUUUGUGGUACCAUUUGAGAGUUUAAUUAUUGAAUUUUUUCCCCUUUUUAGUACUCAGACAAAACAUGACACCCACCCUGUGUUCAAGAGUAUGCUGUGUCUCAACCAAUGACGGGCAAACACAACCUUCGAUGAUGUAAAAUAGGGUCUAAACUACAACAUAUAAUAAUAUGAAAAAAAAUCUGGGUUUAAGCGUUUUUAGAUCAUUGACGUUAAAGAAAAAAAUUAUAAUCCAGAAAUGUUACAAUAAUUUGACAACCCUGUUUGUAAGCGUUCAAAUUAUAUCAAUCUCAACCGUUGUUAUAUUUUCCAGUGAAGAAGACAUGAAUGUCUCAUGGUAUGGUGGGGGUAUGCAAAAUGGGUCAACUUUGAGCACAUUUAUCUCUUGAAUUUUUGUGUCAUUCAGGUCCAAAAAGUCACUUUCUGAGCACUUCUACAGUGGGCAAAUAUGUAUGGAAGGUUUUGUUCAAAUCAAAAGGGGUGCUGUCAAAAAGUGAUUGAAUUAAAAUGGAUUUACCCUAAUGCUAUCUCUGUCACUCAGAGUAGGUCAUGGCCAACAGCAGAAACCUACAAUUUAGCAGCAGGCUAUUUUGGGAUAAUCUGUUUCAAGAAAUGGAACCUCGGUCAUUAUACAAAAUUUCAUCUGAAAGGAGGAAUAUACCCUGUGAUAUACUGCACCACCCACUUCCUUCAUAACAGAGACGGAUACUGAAAUCUAGUUAUUACCAGCCUAAUGUUUGAUUAUUGAAAAUAUAUGAACAUUUGCAAGGACCGUUCUCAAGAUGUUCAGUUUAGAAUAUUGUAUCACCACACAACAGGAUAAUUUCUUAUAUAAAGAAAGUGCAAGUAGCCUGAGUGUACAAAACAUUAGGAACACCUUCCUAAUAUUGAGUUGCACCCCAUUUUGCCCUCAGAACAGCCUCAAUUCGUCGGGGCAUGGACUCUACAAGGUGUCGAAAGCGUUCCACAGGGAUGCUGGCCCACGUUGACUCCAAUGCUUCCCACAGUUGUGUCAAGUUGGCUGGAUGACCUUUGGGUGGUGGACCAUUCUUGAUAAACAAGGGAAGCUGUUGAGCAUAAAAAACCCAGCAGCAUUGCAGUGACACACUCAAACCGGUGCGCCUGGCACCUACUACCAUACCCUGUUCAAAGGUACUUAAAUAUUUUGUCUUGCCCAUUCACCCUCUGAAUGGCAAACAUACACAAUCCAUGCCUCAAUUGUCUCAAGGCUUUAAAAUCCUUCUUUAACCUGUCUCCUCCCCUUCGUGAUUAAAGUGGAUUUAACAAGUGACCUCAAUAAGGGAUCAUAGCUUUCACCUGGUCAGUCUGUCAUGGAAAGAGCAGGUGUUCCUAAUGUUUUGUACACUCAGUGUACAUUGGAUUCUACCCAGAGGUUAUUCAGGACCCCAUUCACCCAUCACUUUGUAAUCUUUUCAAAGUAGUAAUCUUUUCAAAGUAGUCCUAUUUAGUUCUAUUAAAUGUUGAGUACAUCAAUGUUCUUUCACUAUGCAAGGCGAGCUACAAUUUACAGUAUUAAAAGUUGAGGAUUAUGAUUAUGGAUGGCAUGUCUAUAUGACUUCAAUGGUCCUUGAAGCCUCAUUCUGAUCCAAUCAUUCUGCUACAACAUCCAGAGCCUGCCCUCCACUUUCAGGUUUGAAUCUUCCUCUUAACAAUGCCAACUUCCCACAUUUAAUCCUGAGUGAAUAGCAUAUGGUCUGUGCAGAUUGGGGUCACGUACAGUGUCACAAAGCACCAGAGUUAUUGCUUUCUACUCAAGCUGUCACAACCAUAUUACAGUGUCAAAUACAUGGAGGGUUGGCAAGAUCAAUGAGUCUCAGUCAGUACUUUGUUAACGUGUGAUGGAUGCUCUUAGCACUUAUCUUAAAUUGUCCACCUCAUUUGUCUGUGGAAUUAAGGAAAACUCUUAACUCAAUCUGUCCUUCAUUUCUCCUCAGGUGGGUGAUAUAGUCAAAGUGACGAGGAUGAACAUCAGCGGUCAGUGGGAGGGAGAGGUGAACGGCCGGAGGGGUCUCUUCCCCUUCACCCAUGUCAAAAUAAUGGACCCCCAGAAUCCGGAUGAGAGUGAAUGA
Coregonus sp. 'balchen' is the source of this 9415-nucleotide messenger RNA. NCBI's taxonomy places the organism in Eukaryota, Metazoa, Chordata, Actinopteri, Salmoniformes, Salmonidae. The record is from the annotation of a GenBank genome assembly.